Molecule: messenger RNA, 2223 nt
Organism: Adineta steineri
Lineage: Eukaryota; Metazoa; Rotifera; Eurotatoria; Adinetida; Adinetidae
Source: the annotation of a GenBank genome assembly
AUGGCUACAUCAUCAUCAAGAUCAGCUACAAUAGCUGAAUUACGUCGAAUGUUUUCUAACUUAGAUGCAACUGUAAUCGAAAGUGUUUUAACUGCUAAUAAUGGUCAAGUUGAUGUUACUAUUGAUCAUUUACUUACAAUGGCAAUUGAUACUGAAAAUCAAAAUAAUAUUCAACAAGCACUACCAACGAUACCACUUCGACAAUUACCAGUUGUUCCGAAUAUAUAUGAUGAUGAUCCACCACCUUAUCCUGGUCAUGAAACAACAGCUAAUAAUCAUACAACAACCAUGUCUUCUCUUCCUCAACGUUCAUCAUCAUCGACAGGAAAUAAUAAUAACCAAUCAACCAAUGCACAUACGUCGGAAAAUACUUAUUCUCAACAAGAUCUACAAAUUCGACAAUGGCUAAAUACUGAUGGUCAAUAUCGCAUGUGUUAUAUUGGAGAUUUAACUGAUGAUUUUCUUCGUUUAAAAUUUUUAUCAAAAUCUGAAUUAAAAAAAACUAUAUCUGGAGAAAAGAGUAAUACAUCACAAUAUCUUGAAGAUGAACGUUUAGCUAUACUUUUUCAAGAUGAAGAAUUUUUAAAUGAACUUCGCCAUAAUAAAGAUUUUAUAACAACACUUCAUUCAGAUCAACCUAUUCAAUCUUCCACAAAUCAAUCACGUCGAACAACGAAUCUAUUAAGUACAAAACCAUUACCAUUACCUACACCACCAACAAUUGAAACAUCUAAAACACCAAAAGUUCGUGCAAGAAUGCUUCAGAAUGUUCUCACACAAAUUGAACAAGGACAAACAAUGAGAACAUCAAUGGUUCCGCAAGAAUCUAUCACUCAAAAUGAAGGAUAUUCUUAUGGAAAAGAUGAUAAAGAACGAAUUCCAUUACCACAUGCACCAUUUGUUCCUGAUUCUGAAUCAUUAAAAUCAGAAAGUAAUGAAGAAUUUAUUGCUCGAUUAAGAAAUAUGGGAAAAAAUUCAAUGGAAAAAUUUAAUCAAUUAGCUCGAAAAUUUUCUACGCGUAAAGAUACAACAUCAAACGUUGGAAAAUAUUCUAAACAAUCCAUUAUUCUUCUUUUUCCAUCAUUAUCAUCGCGACAUCGAUUGCUAGUACAUCGACUUCGUGAUCAAAAUUAUUCAGAUCUAUUCAGUUUUUCUGUUGGUGAAGAAAAAAAUACUCGUCGAACAAUAAUUUGUUUCAAAUCACAACUUAUGGAUGAAACAACUAUAUUAUCACCUUCGACUGAUAUAUCAACAUCAUUCAAAACAAUGUCACUGGAAACUACAGCCUCUUCGAAUGAUGCAUCUUUAGCCAAACGUCGACCAGAUCAAGCUUUAUAUAAGCCUCCACGUCGAAGUAAAAAUCCUGAAGUGUCGAGUCCUGUUUCCGCACCAUCACCAACACCCGUUGAAGAUACUCAACAAAAUAAUGAUAUUACUAAAUCAGUAAAAAGUAAAGUUGCUCGUCCGUCUGUUGAACCUUAUGUUCCACCAUCCAGACGGAGUCAGCUAGUGAACAAAGAAUCACUUCCAUGCACAACAUCAACAAAUGAAAAGAAUAAUGAUGAUAACGAUGAUGGACAGGAAGAAGAAGAAGAAGAAGAAGAUUGGGAGAAACUAUUAGAUGCUAGUGACAAUUCCUUAACUAAUCAUCUUCUUGAAGAAAUUCAGACAAAAUUUAAAGAAAGUGUUCAAAUAAAAAAAACAACAAAUGAUUAUUCUCAAUGGUCAAUCGAUGAUAUACAAAUAAAAGAAGGUGAUUUAGCACAUGUAAUUGAAGUAUCAAAUUUUCCAUCAACUUUUCGUACGGAAGAUCUUUCAAAUGCAUUCAAAACACUCACUCGCAAUAGUUUCGAUAUAAAAUGGGUUGAUGAUACUCAUGCUCUUGUUAUUUUUCCAGAUGCUAAUACGGCUUUGGAUGCUCUUCAAAUGGAAUAUCCAAUGUUUAAAAUCUGUUCAAUGUCACAAGCAUCAUCUGCAUCGAAGAAAAAAGCGAAGAGUUCAAUUGAAUUUCUUCAACCAUAUAAAGCUCGACCACAAACAUCUUCAUUAGCGGCUAAUCGUCGUAUAUGUGCUGCAUUGGGUUUAAAAAAUCCAAUGAGUAGUGAUAAAACUAAAACUGAACGACAAAAACUUGAAACAGCUAAACAGCAAAAAAAACGUGACAAAGAAGAACAAAAAGCUGUUUGGGAUGGUGCUGUUCUACCAACAACAUCAACAAUAUAA